Molecule: messenger RNA, 298 nt
Organism: Meloidogyne enterolobii
Lineage: Eukaryota; Metazoa; Nematoda; Chromadorea; Rhabditida; Meloidogynidae
Source: the annotation of a GenBank genome assembly
UUUUUUUGCCCACCCAAUGUUUUUAAAAGAUUAUUGUUUUCAACAUUCUAAUCAGUUUUUUAAAGUAUUUUUAAUUUUUUUCAUACGAGCUUUUUGCUCCCAUUUCUUAACUGAUGCAUUUACCAAGCUUGUUUUUUUAACAUACUUAAAUGUUUGGUUUUUUACUUUAUGUUGUCUAAAAAUUAUUUUUAAAUUUAAUUUCAUACGAGCUUUUUGCUCUAAUCUUUUAAAUGAUGCAUUUACCAAGCUUGUUUAUUUAACAUAUUUAAAUGUUUAUUUCCUACUGUAUAUUGUCUAA